AUGUCAAUUAGUAAAUCUUUUAUUAUUGUAUUAACAGUAUUGUUUUCUCCAAAUUCUUCAGGUUGUGGAAGAUUUUCCGAUCGUCACAUUCAUCAAAAUGGUGUUAGGGAAACUGGAGUCUCAUUAGCUUUCACUGUUAGAGCACUGGAUGCUGGACCUAUCAUUGCAUCUCAAAAAGUUGGCGUGGAUGAGGAUAUUAAGGCACCAGAUUUACUGGAUUUUCUCUUUGAUCUUGGCUCAAAACUUUUGUUGCACGAGCUUCCUUCAAUAAUUGAUGGUACAACAACAACUAAAGCACAACCUGAAGAUGAUUCUAAAGCUACCUUAGCUCCAAAGAUUACUCUCGAAGAAUCAUGGCUAUCGUUUGAUCAAGACACUACUGUCCUGCAUAAUAAGGUACGGGCAUUUGCAGGUUGGCCUGGAACUCGAGCUAGACAUGCAAAAGAAAAUGGAGUCUUGAAAGCAGUCACUCUGUUAUUUUAUCAUCAGUUUCAGGGCUUCAAGUUGCGAAAACGAAACUACAUGAGGGUACAGAAGCUAUGUUUGCAGAUAUUGGUCACUUUACAGCCUUCUCCGUUAAGAAGUGAGUUUGAUGGUGGUCGUUCUUCUACUCAGAGUUUUACUGGUGGUGAGGAUCGGAUACCGAGGAAAGUGUCAGGAAACAUUGUUGCAGAGAUGUCAAGAGCUGGAAAACAUCCAAGAUACAAGCAAUAGAUAGUGCUAAUCUAGAUCAGAUUUGUAAGAUGUGUUCUAUUUAAGCUCCCUUGCCAGAUUAUCAAGAAUAUUGAGUCAUUAAAGAACUCAUAAUUGUACCUCAAAAUUUUUUGUUGAUCUUAAAUUAGUGUCACAGUUUCUAAAUUUAAAUGUUUUGCUAACUACUUGGGGGUGUUAAAUAUUGAGUAAUCUAACCAUGGAAUA
Messenger RNA from Chenopodium quinoa (quinoa), 918 nucleotides. RefSeq names its product methionyl-tRNA formyltransferase-like. Gene Ontology annotation, molecular function: methionyl-tRNA formyltransferase activity. The transcript is spliced from 11 exons. Gene Ontology annotation, biological process: conversion of methionyl-tRNA to N-formyl-methionyl-tRNA; biosynthetic process. NCBI's taxonomy places the organism in Eukaryota, Viridiplantae, Streptophyta, Magnoliopsida, Caryophyllales, Amaranthaceae. The record is from RefSeq and is a predicted model, not a curated record. The coding region runs from base 1 to 714 and encodes 237 amino acids.